CUAGAACUUUGGCUGGUGAUGGUGCCAUGUUAUCACAAACAGAUCCAGAUGCAUCACGUGAAGAGGUGUGCAAAGUGGACGCAGCUACACAGUGGGAAGAUAUGACAACUGCCCAUCACACAUAUUCUGCACCUUUAAAGUUGGUAAAUAUCAGAGCACCACUUUUGGAAAAGAUGACUGCAGCUGACCUACGAUUCUACACAGGGGUAUCACCAGACAUAUUUAAGAAGCUCGCACUGUGCAUUCAGAGGACACCUUUGCGGCCUUCACAACUUCACACAGAAGACCAGCUGCUUCUAACACUGAUGCGCUUGAGGCUUGGCCUUCUUUACAGGGACCUAGCAUCGAGAUUUUGUAUUGCACCAUCCUCUGUGUGCAAUAUAUUCAAGAAUGUCCUCAAAUCACUUAAAGAAAUCAUGAAAUAUAUCGUAAUCUGGCUCCCGAGAUCUCGUAUUCAGAGCACUAUGCCAAGUGCAUUCAUAGAAAAUGGUUUUCAAACCACUACGUGCAUAUUCGAUUGCACAGAGGUCGCACUUGAAAGGCCAACCAAACAAAAGCCACGAGCCCAAACCUACAGUUCAUACAAAGCUCAUAAUACUGUAAAGUUUCUUGUGGUAAUUGCUCCAAAUGGCCUUAUUAUGUACAUUUCUCGUGCAUUUGGUGGUCGUGCUUCGGACAAAUUUAUUGUCAGACAGAGUGGCGUCCAGGAAUACCUUGUUCCUGGGGAUGUGAUAAUGGCCGACAGGGGCUUCACUCUGGACCCCUACUUGGAAGCACAGGGAAUCAAAUUGAACAUGCCAGCAUUCACCAAAGGUGAGAAAAGCUGCCCCCAUUCAUUAACCUAUUCUAUUAAAGUAGGAAACGCAUGCUGUCUUUGUGCUACACCGUGCAUGAUUAUCAAACAUGUGUGGUUUGCUAUUGUACUUGUGGUUGCCUAA
Dermacentor andersoni is the source of this 938-nucleotide messenger RNA. The record is from RefSeq and is a predicted model, not a curated record. Lineage: Eukaryota; Metazoa; Arthropoda; Arachnida; Ixodida; Ixodidae.